GUCCGCUUAUAAGCACCGGGGCGGGGGGGGGAAGCUCGAGGCUGCGAGGUUCAGUGGGCUCGGCCGGGGCGGUGGGUGCCGUUUGUGACUGGCUCGAGCGGCUGCGGCACCGGCACCGGAGGACGACCCGAAGUUUCUAAUAAUCAGAACAAUUGUUGUAGAAGUUUGGUACGAUGGACCAUGCCAGAUCAGCAAUCUCCAACUUGUUUAGUGGAGAACCACUUUCAUACACCCGGUUCAGUUUGGCCCGGCAAAUGGAUGGUGACAGUCAUGUGGAGAUGAAAAUGACCGAUGAAGACAGUGGUGAAAACAAUAUAGAGAAUAAUCAACCUCGUGUUGCCAAAAGAAAAACCAUUAGUGGAAAUAUCUGCCUUGGGAUUAUUGCUAUUACAAUCUUUUUCUUGAUUGGAUUUAUGGUUGGCUACUUGGGUUAUUGUAAACAGCAAGAAAUGAAUGAUAAAUGUUCAAGUAAUUCCAGUGGAUCAACAGAGAAAGUUGAAAAGGAUGAUUCACCUGGAGCAGACCUUCCAUUCCUGGAACCUAAACCUGAAUUAUCUUGGAGUGACCUCAAACAAAUGUUGUCAAAGAGACUGGAUAGUAGAAAUCUUAGUGACACAGUAAGCACCUUGAGUAAGAAGUAUGUUUCUCAUGAGGCUGGCUCGAAGGAGGAUGAGAUGCUUGGAUAUUUUAUUUAUCAGCAAUGGAGAGAACUAAAAAUGGCCAAAGUCUGGAAAGAUAAACACUAUGUUAAAUUACAAGUCAGAGGCAGUGGUCCUCAGAAUUCACUGACCAUAUUGGAUGAGAGUGGAAAUAACAGUGACACUUUGCCUAUAGAUGGUUAUGUAGCAUACAGUGACAAUACAACAGUAAAUGGUACACUUGUUUAUGCUAAUUAUGGCUCCAAAGAUGACUUUGAGGCACUAAAGUCAAAAAAAGUUGCCAUAAGUGGAUCUGUGGUUUUACUCAGAGCUGGGAAACUUUCCUUUGCGGAGAAGGUUGCAAAUGCUCAAGCCUAUAAUGCAGUUGGUGUCUUGAUAUACCUUGCCCAUUCUGACUAUGAUAUCGUUGAAGCAGAUAUUGUACCCUUUGGACAUGCUCAUUUAGGAACAGGUGACCCCUAUACACCUGGAUUCCCUUCCUUCAAUCAUACUCAGUUCCCACCAUCACAGUCUUCAGGAUUACCUAAUAUUCCUGUCCAAACAAUCUCCAGAGCACAUGCAUUGAGACUCUUCAGUGAAAUGAGUGGUGGAGAGGACUGUCCCAUAGCAUGGAGAGGAGAUAACAAAUGUAAGAUAAGCUCAAAAGUGAAUGUGAGACUCACUAUCAACAAUGUACUAGAGGAAAGAAAACUUACCAACAUCUUUGGAGUUGUCAAAGGCAUCGAUGAACCAGAUCGCUAUGUUGUGGUAGGGGCUCAGAGGGAUGCCUGGGGUCCUGGCGCUGCUAGAUCUCUGGUAGGGACAUCUCUUCUGUUGGGGAUUGCUCGAGCAUAUUCUGAUUUGGUGUCUAAAGAUGGGUAUAAACCCAGAAGAAGUGUUGUCUUUGCCAGCUGGAGUGGUGGAGAAUUUGGAGCUGUUGGUGCCACUGAAUGGCUAGAGGGUUACCUUUCCACAUUGCAUCUAAGGGCCUUCACUUACAUCAAUCUGGACACUGCUGUUGUUGGUUCAAAUAACUUCAAAGUCUCUGCCAGUCCAUUGUUGUAUUCACUCACCGAGAAAAUCAUGAAAGAGGUAAACCAUCCGAUUACAGGAAAGAGACUCUUCAGAGACACCAACUGGAUCAGUGAGGUGGAACCACUUUCACUGGACAAUGCUGCUUACCCUUUCCUUGCCUAUUCUGGAAUCCCAGCAAUUUCAUUCCGUUUUUGUGAGAAUAUACCUUACCCAUAUUUGGGCACCAAACUGGAUACUUAUGAGAAACUGACAGAAAACAUUCCUCGUCUGAAAGACCUGAUGCAUGCAGCUGCCCAAGUGACUGUGCAAAUGAUGAUUAGGCUUACCCGGGACCAUGAGUUGUACCUAGACUAUGAGAGGUACAGUGAAGAGUUAUUCAGUUUCGUCAGGAAACUUUUGCCGUACAUGUCAGAUAUAAAGAGACUGAAUCUGAAUUUUCGGUGGCUGUUCUCUGCUCGAGGCGACUUUAGCAGGGCUACUCAUGCCCUCACAAAUGACCUCUAUCGUACAGACACUUCCAAUAAACUGGUUAAUAGAGAAAUCAACGAUCGUAUCAUGAAAGUGGAAUACAGCCUCCUUUCUCCCUAUGUCUCUCCACUGGAAACUCCAUUUCGUCAUAUCUUCUGGGGAUCUGGCUCUCAUACUCUUUCAGCUUUGUUAGACCAUUUACAGCUUUUGAAGAAAAAAGACACUAACUUCAAUGAAACAGUGUUCAGAAACCAGUUAGCUCUUGCUACCUGGACAAUUCAGGGGGCUGCAAAUUCACUGUCUGGUAAUAUUUGGGACAUAGACAAUGGAUUUUAAAUUCUCAUCUGGGAAGUAUAAGGCAGUGUAGUCCUCAAGUAAUCAACUGGUUCAAUAUUCUUCAGCAGGACUAUGAAAGUUAAAAAAACUUUAAGAUUUAAGAGUUAAAUCCUGCCUAGCAAUUAGGUACAAGGUAGGUACUUGUACUUAAUGCCAGGUGAGUGUUUUACACCCCAGCCAAAAUGAACUCAGUCUCUUGAAAAAUUGUUCAGAUUUCUCUCAUCUGUAGGCUCCAUCUAAGGAUAUUUGCAGUGUUAACUGCCUCUCAACUGAUCCCCUUCACACAGAACCAAAAGCAGUUGGGGGAAGCAGAGAUCCAAUAAUAGCACUAAAGUCCUAUCCGACAACUGCUAAUCUUAACAUGGGAAAGAGGAUGCCUACUGAGGACUUUUUGUCCACUUUUAAUUUUAUCUCUUGACCAAGAAAGGUGAGAUACCAUCUCUUCCCGGGGAGAAGACUAGGAAGGACUUCCUUGCCAGGACUGUCUAAUAAUUUAGGUGAUUCACCUAAAUAUUUGCAUUUGAUGAGCUUAACCCUGGUGUAUUCCCUAGAAAAAAAGAAAAAAAGAGGAAACCUAGAAGAAGCCAAAGAACUUUUGAUAACUCUUUCCUGCUGAAUCCCCCACCCCUCCCCUACCUCCCUCCCCCAAGAAGAAAAUUGGCUUAGUGACUUUUCCAUGCAGUCCUCUGAACUAUGUCAGAUUGAUAUGGACUCUAUUGAAAAGAUAUCACUCUUGCUCAGUUUGUCACAUCUAAACUAUAUAUUGCCAAAUUUUGGCCAAAAAGUUAACCUCAUGGGAAAGCUUUCUAUUAUUUGGCACUGAGAUAUAUUUAUUUGUCUUUAUUUAUCAGUGACAGAGUUCACUAUAAAUGGUGUUUUCAUUUUUUAUAGAAGAUAAUUAUCGGAAGCAGUGCCUUCCAUAAUUAUGACAGUUAUACUGUCGUUUUUUUUAAUUGAAAGCAGCAUCUGCUAUUAAAACUGAACAGAUACUAGAAGUUUUGCAUAUGACUUGUUUGGCUUUUGCCACUAGACAGGUCUUGACUCAAAUUUCAAUUCAUACAACUUUUUUGAGUAAAUGAGAUGAAGUCAUCCUUGGAGAAAUCCUGUUGAACGGAACUUGUCUUGAUUAGGAAUUAAAUAUUUUAACAUUUUAGGCAAAAUUGGAUCGUUUCUCAAAUGUAUUUAGCACAGAGAAAAUGAACUUGAUGAAAUAAACCCAUCUUUGUAAAAAAUUUGCAUCUUAAAAUUGGCAUGUCUGCAUUGCAUCAGAAUUUCAGUGCAAAACUUCCAGUACCUCUUUCACAAAUCUAGCUUACAUUAUCGGAAGCAGUGUCUUCCAUAAUGAGUAAAGAACAAGGUAGUUUUUGCCUACCACGGUGUUUAUAUCGGAGACAGUGAUCUCCAUAUGUUACACUAAGGGUGUACGUAAUUAUCGGGGACAGUGUUUCCCAUAAUUUUCUUCAUGCAAUGACAUCUUCAAAGCCUGAAGAUCGUUAGUAUCUAACAUGUAUUUUCAGCAUUUUAUUCUUGUCUUUUUUUAGUUGCAGAAGCAUACCUUGUCAACAUUGUCUAGUAAAUAUUAUGGCAUUGUAAAUCAAAACUUUUUCAGGUUUUGUGGGUUCCCCAUACCGCCCCCCCCAUUUAAUAUGGGAGUUUUCCUGAUACUUGUAGUUUCUCAAUUUUCUGUUAACAAUGAAUUAAUGUGCUUACUUUCCACUAGGUUGCGUUUCUUGAUGUACUGGUCCUAAUGAAAGUUUGGUUUUUUGAGUUUUGGGGGUUUUUAAGCUGGAAAGGGGGUGGAGUGGGAAAGAGUGGGAGAAGGUUUACAGGGGUCUCAGAACAUGUUUAUUUGCUUAAUAGAAUGGUGGUCAUUGUAGAUCCAGACAAACCUGGAGGCUUUUGUGGGUAAAGGAGAUUUUCUCUUUUUAGCAAAUGGCUAUUCUAGGUCAUCCAAAAUUACCACACACCCAGACAAUGGCAGGUCCAUUAAGGUGUCUCCAAAUGAAAUUUUCAGGAACUUGAAUUUGUGCCUGUCUCUGAGUUUCUUGUGCAAUCUGAUCUUAAUCUCAGCAGUGAUGUAGGGAUGUUAAUUCAAUGUUUAAUGAUAGCCACUUAUGAAGGAGGCAACAUGGUUGGGCCCAUUGCUUCUGAAUAUCCAUAACCAAGCUUACCACCUUUAUUAUGUUCUGCUCUUGUUUAGGACCAAGAGCACGCAUGGCCUAGUAGUACACAGGUUUUGGAAGGAGCCAUGCUUAUCUUCUGGUUCUUAAUUAAUUGGCACAAGACAUGGGCAUUUCCAUAAUGUUCAGAAUGGUGGUUUUGUUGCUGAUGGUUUUUCAGUACUAAAAACCAUGGCCCAUCAAUUGAGGCUUAAGAUCAAAGAAAGCACAUCUUCUGCUCAUGAUUCCUUGUUUUGGGUGGGUGAAAGCACUAGCAUGUACCUCACUGUGUACUUAUUUCAUCAAUGUUUAUCCACUAAAACUUUCAGCAGGUUAAAAUAAUGUAUUAGAGUUGUGAUUUUACUACUCAGCUUUUUUUUGGUGCAUAGAUUAUUGCUGUUACUAGUCACUAGCCGGUAUGUGAAAUAUUGUAGAGGUUUCUUGUUACUUGACUAAAUAAAAUGCCCAAAGACAUUAA
This is a messenger RNA of Dromiciops gliroides (monito del monte), 5114 nucleotides long. RefSeq names its product transferrin receptor (gene TFRC). Gene Ontology annotation, molecular function: transferrin receptor activity. Lineage: Eukaryota; Metazoa; Chordata; Mammalia; Microbiotheria; Microbiotheriidae. Bases 174 to 2477 code for a protein of 767 amino acids. The transcript has 19 exons. Gene Ontology annotation, biological process: transferrin transport; intracellular iron ion homeostasis. Gene Ontology annotation, cellular component: external side of plasma membrane. The record is from RefSeq and is a predicted model, not a curated record.